UAAGAAAGCUGACAAUAUGUGAAAGUUGAAUUGACAGCAGGGCACAGAAGGCACUGAGAAGGAUGGCUCCGACUUUCAAAGCAGCCCUAUUUUUCACCAUCAUUAGCUUGAGCUUUGCAGCACCAAAUGCAAAACAAGUCCGGUGGUGUGCGAUAUCAGAUCUUGAGCAGAAGAAGUGCAAUGAUCUAGUGGGAUCCUGCAAUGUCCAGGACAUUACCCUUGUGUGUGUGCUUAGAACCUCCACUGAGGACUGUUUGACAGCUAUAAAGGAUGGACAAGCAGAUGCCAUGUUCUUAGAUAGUGGAGAUGUUUAUGAAGCUUCAAAGGAUCCUUAUAAUCUGAAGCCAAUUAUUGCAGAACCGUACAGCUCCCAUAAAGACCUACAAAAAUGCUUGAAGGAGCGUGAACAAGCUCUGGCAAAGAAGAUGAUUGGUCAUCAUAUUCCACAGUGUGAUGAAAAGGGCAAUUACCAACCACAGCAGUGCCAUGGAAGCACUGGGCAAUGCUGGUGUGUUAAUGGAAUGGGUGAAAAGAUUUCUGGAACAAAUACCCCACCCGGACAAACACGAGCUACGUGUGAAAGGCAUGAAUUGCCAAAAUGCCUGAAGGAACGUCAGGUAGCUCUCGGAGGAGACGAGAUAGUGUUAGGUCGUUUUGUUCCCCAGUGUGAUGAAAAGGGCAAUUAUGAACCACAGCAGUUCCAUGGCAGCACCGGGUACAGCUGGUGUGUUAAUGAAAUCGGUGAAGAGAUUGCUGGCACAAAAACUCCACCUGGAAAAAUACCAGUUACAUGUGAAAAACACGAUUUGGUUACUACGUGCCAUUAUGCGGUUGCUAUGGUGAAAAAGUCCAGCACAUUCCAGUUUAAUCAGCUGAAGGGAAAGAGGUCCUGUCACUCAGGUGUAUCAAAGACAGAUGGCUGGAAAGCUCUUGUGACUGUUCUUGUUGAAAAGAAGUUGUUGUCCUGGGAUGGACCUGCCAAAGAAUCCAUUCAACAAGCCAUGUCAAAGUUCUUCUCAGUCAGCUGCAUCCCUGGAGCAACCCAAACCAACCUUUGCAAGCAAUGUAAGGGAGAGGAAGGGAAGAAUUGUAAGAACAGCCAUGAUGAGCCAUACUAUGGCAACCAUGGAGCAUCUAGAUGUUUGAAAGAAGAUAAGGGAGAUGUAGCUUUUCUGAGAAGCACAGCUUUGUCAGAUGAAGAUUCAGAGGCGUAUGAGCUUCUGUGUCCAGACAACACUAGGAAGCCCCUUAACAAGUACAAGGAGUGUAACUUAGGAACAGUUCCAGUAGGUGCAGUGGUGACCAGAAAAAUAGGUGACAAGACUGUGGACAUCAAUAACUUUCUCAUGGAGGCUCAGAAAAAGCAAUGCAAAUUGUUCAGUUCUGCACAUGGGAAAGAUUUGAUGUUUGAUGAUUCUACCUUACAAUUAGCUCUUCUCUCAUCUGGGGUGGAUGCUUUCCUCUAUCUCGGAGUAAAAUUGUUCAAUACCAUGAAAGCACUGACUGAAGAUGCACAUCUUUCAUCCAAAAACAAAGUGAGGUGGUGUACAAUAAAUAAACUGGAAAAGAUGAAGUGUGAUGAUUGGUCAGCUGUAAGCGGUGGGGCCAUUGAAUGCACAGAGGCAUCCUGUCCAAAGUGUUGCAUUAAACAGAUUCUGAAAGGUGAAGCUGAUGCAGUGAAACUUGAGGUACAAUACAUGUAUGAGGCUUUGACGUGCGGACUGCUGCCAGCAGUAGAAGAAUACCAUAAUAAAGAUGAUUUUGGUCCCUGUAAAACCCCUGGAUCCCCAUAUACAGAUUUCGGGUCACCGCGUGCUGUAGCCUUGGUAAAAAAAAGCAACAAAGACAUCAACUGGAACAACAUUAAGGGCAAGAAGGCCUGCCUUACCGGUGUUGGUGAUAUUGCUGGCUGGGUUAUCCCUGUUAGUCUAAUUAGAAGGCAGAAUGACAAUUGUGACAUUGAUUCCUUCUUCGGUGAGAGCUGUGCUCCUGGAUCAGAUACUAAAUCCAACCUCUGUAAACUGUGCAUUGGUGACCCCAAGAAUUCUGUGGCCAAUACAAAAUGUUCACUCGGUGACAAUGAGGCCUAUCAUGGAAACAAAGGUGCCUUUAGAUGUCUGGUGGAAAAAGGAGAUGUGGCAUUUGUGCCUCACACUGUUGUAUUUGAAAACACAGAUGGUAAAAAUCCAGCAGAGUGGGCAAAAAAAUUGAAAUCAGAAGAUUUUGAACUAUUAUGUUUGGAUGGCUCACGUUCCCCUGUCAGUAAUUACAAGAGCUGCAAACUUUCAGGCAUCCCACCUCCUGCCAUUGUCACCCGGGAGCAGAGCGUCACUGAUGUUGUAAGAAUUGUUACUAAUCAACAGUCACUGUAUGGACGGAAGGGAUUUGAAAAAGAUAUAUUCCAGUUGUUUUCUUCAAAUAAAGGCAAGAACCUUCUCUUCAAUGACAACACUCAGUGCCUAAUUGAAUUUGAUAGACAACCAAAAGACAUUAUGGAGGAUUACUUUGGGAAAUCCUACUACACUACAGUGUAUGGUGCGAGCAGAUCUGCAAUGUCAUCAGAACUGAUAUCUGCCUGCACAGUUAAACACUGUUAAGAAGAUCUAGCAAACAUUUGUGCUAUAACUUUCUGCCAGGUUGCUACAUUGACUUUCAUUUUAAACCAUAUAUCACUUCUGUUUUCUUUUUAAAUAAAUAUUUAGCCUACCAUGCAAA
Messenger RNA from Rana temporaria (common frog), 2715 nucleotides. Its product is annotated as saxiphilin. Gene Ontology annotation, cellular component: early endosome; recycling endosome; plasma membrane. The record is from RefSeq and is a predicted model, not a curated record. Lineage: Eukaryota; Metazoa; Chordata; Amphibia; Anura; Ranidae. Bases 63 to 2597 code for a protein of 844 amino acids. The transcript is spliced from 19 exons. Gene Ontology annotation, biological process: antibacterial humoral response; iron ion transport.